AUGAAGCUGUGGAUUUUUAUUCUACAUUCACUUGUGAUUGCAUCUGAUCCUUUCCAGUCACAGUCUUCUUUUUCCUCAGUCGGAGGAUCUUGUCAGAGUUUGUGUUCCUGUGAAGAAAAGGAUGAUACCAUGAUUAUAAACUGUGAAGAAAGAGGUAUCAAGCUGAUAUCAGAAAUAAAUGUCCCACCAUCACGGCCUUUCCAUCUGAAUCUGCUAAACAAUGGUUUGACUAUGUUACAUGUGAAUGAUUUUGCUGGCCUUGUUAAUGCUAUCUCUCUACAUCUUGGUUUUAAUAAUAUUGCAGAUAUCGAUCCUGGAGCUUUCAAUGGUCUCAGCCUUCUUAAGCAACUUCAUAUCAAUCACAAUUCUUUAGAAACACUUAAAGAAGAUACGUUUAAUGGAUUGGAAAAUUUGGAGUUUCUUCAAGCAGAUAACAAUUUCAUAACAGUGAUUGAAGCAAGUGCCUUUAGCAAGCUCAACAGGCUUAAAGUGCUUAUUUUGAAUGAUAAUGCCAUUGAGUAUCUUCCUCCGAACAUAUUUCGUUUUGUGCCCCUGACCCAUUUAGAUCUUCGUGGAAACCAGUUACAGACAUUGCCUUAUGUCGGCUUUUUGGAACACAUUGGUAGAAUAUUAGACCUUCAGUUGGAAGACAAUAAAUGGGCCUGCAACUGUGAUUUGCUGCAGCUGAAAAUAUGGCUAGAAAACAUGCCUCCUCAGUCAAUAAUAGGUGAUGUUGUAUGCAAUAGUCCUCCAGUUAUCAAAGGCAGCAUCUUAAGUCGGUUGAAAGAAGAAUCACUUUGUCCCACUCAUCCUGUCAAUGAACUUGAAGAUCCUUCAGGGUCUUUGCCCUUGGUUGUAACGACCUCUGUCAGUGAAAGUCACCUAUCAACUAAAGUGAUUCCUAUCCUGAAAGCUCCAACUAAAGAACCAAGUUUAGUGCUUCAUACUUCAAAGCCUAGUACUCAGUUUCCAGGAAUCUAUUGUCCCAUCCCCUGUCACUGCACCAGCUAUAUGCUCUCAGGAGUUCUCAUGCACUGCCAGGAGCGAAACAUUGAAAGCUUGUCUGAUUUAGGACCCCCUCCUCCAAAUCCUAAAAAGCUUAUUCUAGCUGGAAACAUUAUUCAGACAUUACUGAAAUCAGAUCUUGUGGACUAUGCCACCUUGGAAAUGCUUCACCUGGGGAACAAUCGUAUUGAAAUCCUUGAGGAAGGAUCCUUUAUGAAUCUGACUAGACUGCAGAAAUUAUAUCUCAAUGGUAAUCAUCUUACAAAGAUAAGUCAUAAUCUCUUUCUUGGUCUUCAGCACCUUGAAUACUUGUACCUUGAAUAUAAUGCCAUCAAAGAGGUUUUGCCAGGAACGUUUAGUGCAAUGCCAAAACUUAAGGUCCUUUACUUAAAUAACAACCUUCUGCAGACUUUGCCACCACAUAUUUUUUCAGGUGUUCCACUUGCCAGAUUAAAUCUGAAAACAAAUCAAUUUGCUCAUUUGCCUGUGAGCAAUAUCUUGGAUGAACUGCAUAUGCUGGUACAAAUUGAACUUGAAGACAACCCCUGGGACUGUACCUGUGAUUCAGUUGGGCUGCAAAAAUGGAUACAAAAACUGAGUAAGAAUACAAUGAUGGGUGAUAUUUUUUGCAAAUCUCCAGGACACCUAGCAAAAAGAGAACUGAAAUCCCUUAACAGUGAAGUCUUGUGUCCAGGUUUAAUAAACAGCCCUGCCCUACCAACUCGUGCCAGUUUUGUAGUUGUGACAACUUCUACUACUGCUACUACCAACACUGCAGACACCAUCCUGUGGUCCCUUACAGAUGCUGUCCCUCUUUCAGUUCUAAUAUUAGGACUUUUAAUUGUGUUUAUAACUAUUGUAUUUUGUGCUGCAGGAAUAGUUGUUCUUGUUCUGCAUCGAAGGAGAAGAUGCAAAAAGAAACAAGCGGAUGAACAAAUGAGAGAUAAUAGCCCAGUUCACCUUCAGUACAGCAUGUAUGGGCGUAAGACAACGCACCACACAACAGAGCGCCCAGCUGCAGGUCUCUAUGAGCAACAUAUAGUUACUCCCAUGGUUCAGGUCUACCGCAGCCCAUCCUUCAGCCCCAAGCAUACUGAACAACAGGAGGAGGGAAGCGAGAAGGAAGCUAAUGAUUCGACACAUCUCUGCCGAAGUCUCUUGGAAAGAGAGAACAGUUCACCUCUUACAGGUUCAAAUGUCAAAUAUAAAGCUACAGAUCAGUCUGCUGAAUUUCUGUCUUUUCAGGAUGCCAGCUGCUUCUAUAGAAACAUCUUUGAAAAAGAGAGAGAACUGCAGCAACUGGGGAUCACGGAAUACCUAAGAAAAAAUAUUGUCCAGCUCCAACCUGAAGUGGAAGUUCGUUAUCCUGGAACACAUGAGGAGCUGAAGCUGAUGGAGACACUCAUGUAUUCCAGGCCAAGAAAGGUUUUUCUGGAACAAACUAAAAAUGAGUAUUUUGAACUCAAAGCUAAUUUACAAGCUGAGCCUGACUACCUGGAAGUCUUGGAGCAGCAAACAUGA
Indicator indicator is the source of this 2526-nucleotide messenger RNA. It is a transcript of the gene SLITRK6, whose product is annotated as SLIT and NTRK like family member 6. Gene Ontology annotation, cellular component: membrane. The record is from RefSeq and is a predicted model, not a curated record. Gene Ontology annotation, biological process: axonogenesis; regulation of presynapse assembly; positive regulation of synapse assembly. Bases 1 to 2526 code for a protein of 841 amino acids. Gene Ontology annotation, molecular function: protein binding. NCBI's taxonomy places the organism in Eukaryota, Metazoa, Chordata, Aves, Piciformes, Indicatoridae. The transcript has a single exon.